Messenger RNA from Cyphomyrmex costatus, 1335 nucleotides. RefSeq names its product tight junction protein ZO-1-like. Gene Ontology annotation, cellular component: plasma membrane; bicellular tight junction. Gene Ontology annotation, biological process: cell-cell junction organization; protein localization to cell-cell junction; cell-cell adhesion. The record is from RefSeq and is a predicted model, not a curated record. Gene Ontology annotation, molecular function: cell adhesion molecule binding. The transcript has 8 exons. Lineage: Eukaryota; Metazoa; Arthropoda; Insecta; Hymenoptera; Formicidae. Bases 1 to 1335 code for a protein of 444 amino acids.
AUGAAACCUCUAAAUGAAUUUCGCUCAAAAUUUGACAGUAAUCAGCUAAAAGAUGUUAGUUGUCAAAAAAUUGGUGACAGAGGAUGGGAGAUCCACCAUAUUAAAGUGACUAGAGUUCCCGGUUAUGGUUUUGGAAUAGCUGUGUCAGGAGGUUGUGAUAAUCCUCAUUUUACUAAUGGCGAUCCAGCGAUUGCAAUCUCCGAUGUGCUUAAAAAUGGCCCAGCUGAAGGAAAAUUACAAGUGAAUGAUCGUAUUAUCUCCGCCAAUGGAAAAUCAUUGGAAGGCGCUGAUUAUGCAAAAGCCGUGCAGGUUCUGCGGGAUUCCGGUUCUACCGUUUUACUAACUGUUAAACGAAGAGCUUUCUCGAAUUCACCCAGUUGUUUUGGCAGCGGAGUACCUCAGAGUUACCGGCUUACACUCACGCGAAACAACAAAAAGGAUGACUUCGGCAUAGUGCUGGGAUGUCGAUUGUACGUGAAGGAGGUUACACGAGAGAAUAUCGGAGUAAAAACCGGGGACGUAUUAACCCGAAUAGGUAGCAUCGCCGCCGACAAUAUGAGUUUGAAGGAAGCUAGAAAGCUGAUGGACCAGUGUAAAGAUAGACUCUCGAUCGUAAUUACUCGAGAUAGCUCAUGUUGUCAUGUGCAGCAACAAGGUAAAGGGGAUAGCGGAGAAUACCUGUCAGGCGCAAGUUACAGUAGUCAGAACUUAUACGUUCCGCCACCUACGAGACAGCCCUUAGAGGAUAAGAGUAACCUUGUGCCGAGGGGCCGUUCGCGGGGUCCGCUGAUGGAUGUGUCCCUGAGUCAACUAGAUUUACCAGCUACGCCCACUGUGGAUCCACCUAGACCACCUCCACCGAGACCGGAAGAUUAUUAUAGUACGCGUAGACAGUUGUACGAUGAAGAUUCGGUUUCACCUCGGACAAAACAGCCUAUGCCGGAUCCUCGAUUCAUUACAUUUCAAAAGGAAGGAUCCGUGGGCGUGCGAUUAAGCGGUGGCAACGAAACCGGAGUCUUCGUAACUGCAGUUCAAGCGGGAAGUCCUGCAUCGCUUCAGGGUCUUCAGCCGGGAGAUAAAAUUUUAAAGAUAAAUGAUAUGGAUAUGAAAGAAGUCACGAGGGAAGAAGCCGUACUGUUCCUUCUUAGCUUGCAAGAACAAAUCGACCUUAUCGUGCAACAUCGACGUCAGGAAUAUGACCAAAUUGUUGCAUCCGGCAAAGGUGACUCUUUUCACAUAAAGAAUAAGGACACAUUUCACAAUUACAUCAUUCAUUUUCCAAGAUGUAACUAUUUCAGCCAAUUGAGAGACAAGAACAAUGCCAAUAAAGGAUGA